AUGUUUGAUACGGCAGGGCUAGUGAAAAAUUUGACAGCAAGCAUUAUCAAGAAGAAGAACGAACAACGCAAGUAUACACAUAAAUUAAAGAAAACAAAAAAAAGCUAUAUAACUUGGAGCAGUUCAGAACGCAGAAUCCUUCUGGAAAGGCGCAUUGACAAUGAUGUUUGGUUCAGCUCAAAGAACGCCAACAGCAACGAAGGCUGGAAAAAAAUCGCGAAUGAGCUGAAGGAUCGCCUGGACGGUAAAAGUGCUGAAGCAUGUAAAGCACAAUGGAAUGCGUUGAUGAAAAAAUAUAAAAGCUUUUUCAAAUAUCGCUCGGGCGAUGGAACAGGUGAAGAGGCGACUGCUGAAGAGGCGAAAGAUUGGGAGUUUUUUGACUGCAUCCACUCAUAUGCUUCCAAGAAAGAUAAUUUUCACCCUCCAUUUUUAAUUGAUAGCGGCGAUGGUGAGGUGUCGAUGCAGCCAAGGAUCAAUAAAAAAAUAUCACCGCUUUUGGCUGUAUUUGGGCAAAUGGUGCAGACGGACCAUCCGCACAUCGACUCAUCAGCGCUGCUCUUGACCUCAGAUUCGGAUUCUGAGUAG
Rhagoletis zephyria (snowberry fruit fly) is the source of this 585-nucleotide messenger RNA. RefSeq lists its product as uncharacterized. NCBI's taxonomy places the organism in Eukaryota, Metazoa, Arthropoda, Insecta, Diptera, Tephritidae. The record is from RefSeq and is a predicted model, not a curated record.